AUGCCAGCCGCAGCGAGCAACAAACGCGUCAAAAACACGCGCAUCUCGCGCCCUUUCAUAAUCGGCUCUCAAGCCUGGAACCUCGACCCAGCAACCCAAACAACCCCCAUCCCCGAAGGCCACACAAAAGGCUGGCGCGUCUACGUAAAAGCCCUCGACAACGGGCCCGACCUGUCCACCUGGCUCAAAAAAGUCCAAUUCAAACUGCACAUGACCUACGCCGACCCCUCGCGCACCGUCGAAGCCCCUCCCUUCCAAAUCCAAGAAACCGGUUAUGGCGAGUUUGACAUCGAGAUGCGGUUAUAUUUCGACUCGAGCUCUGGCGAAAAAGCGCAAUACAGAAGUCAUAGGCUGCGGCUAGAGCCUUAUGGCAGUGAAGAGCAGCAAAAGGCGCAGAAAGACGCGAAUAUGGUUACGAGCGAGACGUGUGAGAUUGUAGAGUUUAAUGAGCCGAGUCACGAUUUCUUCGCCAAAAUGACGGCUGAGGAUCAGUUUGCGCAUUUGCAAAAGAAGGGGGGUGGUGCUAAGGGUGGCAGAGGUGCCAAGGGAAGAGGUGCAAGGAUUGAAUAUGAGGGUGGCAGAGAGCCUACUGCAAACUUGCCGGAUAGAGGUUCGGAAGCUCUGCCUUGGAGUAGAGAGCUGGAGAAGAAGAUGCUGGAUAUGCUAGCCACGGCGCAAAAGGAUAUGGAUGUCGAGAUUGAGAGGGAGAAAAAGAGGGCUGAAGACAGGCAGAAGAGGCUGCAAGAGAUUGCCUGA
Messenger RNA from Aureobasidium melanogenum CBS 110374, 756 nucleotides. Its product is annotated as yeats-domain-containing protein. Gene Ontology annotation, biological process: regulation of DNA-templated transcription. The record is from RefSeq and is a predicted model, not a curated record. Lineage: Eukaryota; Fungi; Ascomycota; Dothideomycetes; Dothideales; Saccotheciaceae. Bases 1 to 756 code for a protein of 251 amino acids. The transcript has 2 exons.